AUGACUUACACCACCAACGACACCCUCGUCCUCGCUGCCCCUCGCCCGGUCCGCCUCGCCUCCGGCACAGCUCCUUUCCCCUUCCACCCUAUUGCCCACCGUCCCCGAUCUCGCGCCGCCUUUUUGUCCGCCGCAGCCGACGCCUUCGACCGCCUACGCCUCUCCGACGACCCCGAUCACUACGAAUCUAAGCCGUCCGACAUCACAGACAAGGAAAACCACUCGCCUCGUGCCUCGCCUCGAUCCACCCCGUCUGAGGCUCUUGAAGAGUUCCUCUCCAUCCUCCAGCACCAGUCCGCCAUCCGCAUCCAGCCCACGUCUCCCGUUAUUCGCGCAUCCAACCAUUUCUUUUACCAUCGCCGCCAGACCCCAUCCAGCCUUAGUCCCUCCCUCCCUUCCGAUGGGCUCGCUUUGGCCAUCGGCGAUGAUGCUGACGUCAAUGGAGGCGAGAGCAUCACCUACUCGUACAAAUUCAUAGGCAAUGCCCUUGGGUCACCUGUCUCUCGCGUACACACUCGCAACCCCUUCCAGAGACACCCUUCUUAUGAUGGUGCCGUGGCUGGUCUCCUGGGCCCGCCUCUCUCUCCCUCACCCGCGCAAUCUCUCACGCCCGCAGCGAUCCCCCUUCCGCUGCCUACGCCCGACGAAAUGGAACUUGAGGCUUUCACGUAA
Epithele typhae is the source of this 672-nucleotide messenger RNA. RefSeq lists its product as uncharacterized. The record is from RefSeq and is a predicted model, not a curated record. Lineage: Eukaryota; Fungi; Basidiomycota; Agaricomycetes; Polyporales; Epitheliaceae. The coding region runs from base 1 to 672 and encodes 223 amino acids. The transcript is spliced from 3 exons.